AGCUUGAAUAUGUGCAACUAGAUUUCUUUUGCUAUGAACUUUCUUCUAAGCCGUAUAACUUGAUUGAUAUCAUUUUAAGCUUGUCCAAGACACAAAUUGAAGUCCUCAAAAUGAAUAGUGUUCUUGUAAGAGAAAUGGUGCCUUGGAAAGAAAUGAAUGUUCUGUUGUUUGAAACGCCAAUACGUGAACUUCAUAUAACAAACAAUGACCAUUGUGCUGGAACGCGCUCUUUCCCUAAAGAAAGUUCUAUACCAGCACCAGUCAGUUUGCAAAGUCUUCAUUUGAGUGACAAUUGGAUAGAUAAGAUAUGUCUUAAUUUAACUUUUGUUACAUUUCUGAACUUAACGGGUAAUUCACUUGGUCCGUUCUUAGCGGAAAAUAGCUACAUGCUAACAGAAAAUAGCAGACUUGAGUAUAUAUGUCUCUCAAAGAAUUCAAUCAAGCAUCUAUUUUCCAAAUUAUUCAUUGACCAACCGUAUUUACGCAUUAUUGAUUUAAGUUUAAAUAAGCUGACAGAUGUGAGUUUUGAUUUGUCUUAUUUUGUAAAUUUAGAGAUUUUGAGUUUGUCUAGCAAUGCCAUACGGUUUUUGGACGAUUGGUCAAUGGAAAACAUCGAUAUACUUCUUGAAAAAAGUAAAAGUAUAAAAAUUGACUUUAGCAACAAUAGGUUUCACUGUGACUGUUCCAGAGUUCCUUUUCUAAAUUGGAUGAGAAUUAGUCGUCGUCAUUUCAUUUAUUUUGAUCAGUACAAAUGCAUUUUCAACAAUGCAAGCAGUUCGGAAUUCAAUUCAUUUGAAGAAGGAAUAAUUGUUCUACAGCAAAAUUGUUUGAACUAUAUCAUUUCAAUAAUUAUCACGUGUUCUACUAUAUUCAUCUUCAUAUCAAUAUUACUUAUAACCGCUAUCCACAGACACAGACAGAAACUCCGUUUUAUGUUUUAUACAUUUAGAGGUAGACUUCACUUCUUAUAUUAUAAAACAAAGUUUAAGAACCGGUUUCGGUCUACAAAACAUUCAGAAAACAAUUUGGACUUUAUGUAUGAUGCCUUUGUGUCAUAUUCAGAUGAAGAUCGAGCAUUUGUUUUGAAAGACUGCAUACAAAAUCUUGAAGAAGAAGGAAAUUUGAGGUUAUGUUUACAUCAUCGUGAUUUUGUUCCAGGAGAAGAUAUUACAGAUAACAUUAUACAUGCAAUAGAAAGCAGCCGAAAGACCAUUUGUAUAAUAACAAAAUCUUUUCUACAAUCUUAUUACUGCAUGUUUGAAUACAACAUGGCUAGAAUGGAAAGUAUUCACUCAAGAAAUGGAGAAAUGUUCUCUUUCUUGUAUUUUAUGAACAAUUGUUACCAGAGGAGUUACCUUUGGUUUUAUAUGAAGUUAUUCAGAAACAAACUUAUAUUGAAUUCCCAAAUGACGAACAUGGAAAUAGAAUUUUCUGGGAAAAAAUAAAAGAUGGUAUAUCUGCUUAGUCAUCUUGUCAGCAAUAACAGUAAGCAGAUAUCCAGAUGAGGAACAUGGAAAUAGGAUUUUCUCUGGGACAUUAGGAAUGAUGGUAUCUUUACGUAGACAUCUAAGCGGCUACAACAUAAGCAAAUAUCAGAAUAACGAACAUGGAAAUAGGAUUCUCUUGGGGGAAUAUAAAAGAUCGUAUCUCUGCUUUAGAAUCUUAUCAGCUAUAACCGUGAAUUGAUAACAGGAAAACAUUCAAUUAUGAUUUUCGAGGAGAACGAGAAAAAAAAUUGUGUCCUCGCAUACACUUUGGCGACAAAACAAAAUUUGCCCAGCUAGUUUGUAUAUUUAGGAAUGUCUUACAUACACUGAUAACAUGCUGUUUAACUUUAUUUCUUCAUUGUCCAUAUUCUUUAUCAGCAUCAGUAUUAUA
Messenger RNA from Mytilus californianus (California mussel), 1878 nucleotides. RefSeq names its product toll-like receptor 4. Gene Ontology annotation, cellular component: membrane. The coding region runs from base 111 to 1445 and encodes 444 amino acids. Gene Ontology annotation, molecular function: protein binding; transmembrane signaling receptor activity. Gene Ontology annotation, biological process: inflammatory response; immune response; toll-like receptor signaling pathway. The record is from RefSeq and is a predicted model, not a curated record. NCBI's taxonomy places the organism in Eukaryota, Metazoa, Mollusca, Bivalvia, Mytilida, Mytilidae. The transcript has a single exon.